AUGAAGAAGUUUCGGAAGGUGCUUGACGGCUUGACCACCUCCUCUCCGGGUGGGACUAUCGGGUCCCCAUCGAGCGGCAGCGCGGCGGGGACUCCCACCUCGGCGCCGACACCUAAGGAGAUCGACGUGCAGGAGACGCUAGUGUCGGAAAACUUUCAGCUGUGCAAGACGGUGCGGCAUGGUUUCCCUUACCAGCCCACAGCCUUGGCCUUUGACCCCGUGCAGAAGAUCCUGGCCAUCGGAACAAGAACUGGAGGCGUACGGAUACUGGGACGACCUGGGGUGGACUGCUACUGUCAGCACGAGACCGGAGCAGCUGUUCUUCAACUGGUGUUCCUCAUCAAUGAGGGAGCGUUGGUCACAGCCUGUGCAGAUGACACGCUACACUUGUGGAAUCUGCGUCAGAGGCGGCCGGCUAUCCUGCAUUCACUCAAGUUCAACCGAGAGAGGGUCACGUUUUGCCACCUUCCCUUUCAGAGCAAAUGGCUGUACGUGGGGACGGAGCGCGGCAACACACACAUGGUCAACAUCGAGUCCUUCGUUUUGUCCGGAUACGUCAUCAUGUGGAACAAGGCCAUAGAACUAGCAACUAAAACUCAUCCAGGACCCGUGGUUCAUUUGAGCGACAGCCCAAAGGAUGAAGGCAAGCUGCUUAUAGGGUUUGAGAGCGGGACGGUCGUACAAUGGGACCUCCGGUGCAAGAAGGCUGACUUCAGAAUCUACUACGAUGAGGCCAUCCACUCCGUGAGCUGGCAUCAUGAAGGGAAGCAGUUCAUGUGCAGUCACUCAGACGGCAGCCUGACCAUGUGGAACCUCAGAAACACCACCAAGCCAUUCCAGGUCACCUUCCCUCACGGUAAAAUACAGAGGGAUGGGAGGAAGGAGUCUUGCAAGCCCAUCCUCAAAGUGGAAUACAAAACCUCAAAGAGCAGCGAGCCUUUUAUUGUCUUCUCCGGGGGACUUUCGUAUGACAAGGCAGGACGGCGACCGACGUUAACCAUCAUGCACGGCAAAGCCAUCACCGUGCUGGAGAUGGACUAUCCGAUUGUAGAGUUCAUGGUGCUCUGCGACACUCCGUACAACAACGAGGUGCAGGAGCCUUCUGCAGUGGUGGUGCUUCUGGAGAAGGACCUGAUUGUUGUGGAUCUGACACAGAGCAACUUCCCAGUCUUUGAGAACCCUUACCCCAUGGACGUCCAUGAGUCUCCAGUUACCUGCACAGCUUAUUUUGCAGACUGUCCACCCGACAUCAUCCCCAUCCUCUACUCUAUAGGAGCUAAACACAAGAAGACUGGCUACAGUCAAAAGGAAUGGCCCAUCAGUGGAGGGCUGUGGACGUUGGGCUCCAACACCUACCCAGAAAUCAUCCUCACAGGGCAUGCCGACGGAUCUAUUAAGUUUUGGGAUGCAUCUGCAAUCACGUUGCAGAUGUUGUACAAGUUGAAAACCUCCAAAGUGUUUGAGAAGCCAAAGCCUGGUGAGGGCCGGGCCGCCGACCUGGUGGAGGAAGACCCUUUCGCGGUUCAGAUGGUCAGCUGGUGCCCUCAGAGUCGCAUCUUCUGUGUGGUUGGCAUCUCAGCUCACAUCAUCCUCUAUCGAUUCAGCAAAUACGAGGCCAACACUCAGAUAGUGUGUCUAGACAUACGCCUGCAGUGCGAGUCUGAUGAUGUCAUCACUCCCUCUGAGAAUGAAAACAAUCCCUGCUUCCCAGAGCCCGGCUCCCACUCUCCCCAGGCCCCACACCCAGCUAGCCCCAGCAGUGGAACACCAGAGGGAGUGAAAGACAGCAUCCCCUGCCUCAAAGUGAAAGACCGGGUGGUUCGGGUCCCCCCUGGUUACCAGGCAGAGCUGGUCAUCCAGCUGCUGUGGGUGGAUGGAGAACCUCCACAGCAGAUCAGCACCCUGGACAUCAACUCUGCCUAUGGCCUUUUGGCGUUCGGGAACUGCAACGGCCUUGCGAUAGUGGACUACUUGCAGAAAACCAUCCUGUUGUGUAUGUCCACACUGGAUCUGUACGGAGCCUCCGACCCCUACCAGCGCCUUACCCGCUCCCCCCGCAGGAACAGACAGUCCACCUCAGACUUUAGCAUGCGUGGCCUGUCUAACUUUUAUUCAGAUUCAAAGAAAAGGAUCCGUACAUCCUAUCAGAGCCUUACUGAACUCUCUGACAACCAGCAAUCCAUUGACAUGGAGAGAAGCAAGUCGCCCACUUCAGAUCAUGUAAAUGGACAUUGCACUAGCCCCACCUCCCAGCCCUGCUCGGCGGGGAAGCCUCGCGUCCCAAUGGGUCCCGAGGGGCCACGGCUUACCCGCAGAGGCCCUGGCCGACCGCCCUUCCGCAAGGCCCAGUCUGCUGCUUGCAUGGAGAUCUCUUUGCCUGUGUCCCACACUGAAGGUAGUCGUGAAAACUCCUUCAGCCGCUCGCGCAGCUCCAGCGUGUCCAGCAUCGACCGGGACACCAAGGAGGCAAUCACCACGCUGCAGUUCGGAGAGUCCUACGGGCGCAAGAGUGAUGCCCUGCCGACCCCGUGUCUGUGGGUGGGCACCAGCCUGGGCGUGGUCGUGCUCAUCCCGAUGUCCCUUCCCACUGACCAGGAGGAGAGGAUGGAGGAGGCGGUCACCAUCGGCCCCUGUGGAACGGUCCUGAUGCUGAAGGGCUCAGUGCUGCGCUUUGGCUUCUUGGACUGCAUGGGGGCGGUCAUCCAGAGCCCUUACGAGGCCUGGCGGGACCCCAACGCCCCCGAGGACCCCGACCGACCGCGGAGGCGCAAGCUGGUCAACUUUUCCCCGUCGUCGUCCCAGGACGCCUGCGGGGACGGACAUCUGGCCGUGGUGUGCUCCGAGAGGCAGGCCAAAGUGUUCCUGAUGCCCUCACAGUCCUGCCUCUUCGUCCACAACAUCACAGAGUCGUCGUUUGUGCUGCGCGCCGACGUGGUGUCGGCGUGUAACAGCGUGUGCCUCGCCUGCUUCUGUGCCAACGGUCACGUCAUGACACUCAGUCUCCCCAGUCUAAGACCGCUGAUGGAUGUCAACUACCUGCCUCUGACAGACAUGCGCAUCGCAAGAACCUUUUGCUUCACCAACGGGGGGCAGGCUCUCUAUCUCAGCUCCCCGACAGAGAUCCAGAGAAUUACUUACAGCCAGGAGAUAUGUGACAACCUGCAGGAAAUGCUCGGAGAGCUGUUUACACCAAUAGAAACGCCGGAGGCCCAGAACAGAGGCUUCCUGAAGGGCUUCUUUGGAGGAAACGCCAACACCUUCGACAGAGAGGAGCUCUUCGGUGAGGCAGCAUCUGGGAAGGCGUCCCGCAGUCUGGCGCAGCACAUCCCUGGCCAGGGGGGGAUGGAGGGCAUGAAGGCGGCAGCGGGGGGAGUCGUGGGGGAUCUGGCUCGGGCCCGUAUCGCUCUGGAUGAAAGAGGACAGAGACUGGGGGAGCUGGAGGACCGAACCGCUCUCAUGAUGUCCAGUGCAGAGGGCUUCUCCAAACACGCUCAUGAGCUGAUGCUUAAGUGCAAGGACAAGAAGUGGUACCAGUUCUAACAGCAGCAGGACAGAGGGCGGAGCUGCCCUGAGACUGCUGAGAGCUUUAUGCCGGGACAGGGACUUUCCCUCUGCAGAUGGGAGCAAUCAAAAAGAGAGACUCAAGAGUGACUUUGUCUUUACGGCUUGUGGACUGGCUAUGUUGGCGGCACUGUCACCUUGUUGAAUGACCGGGACGGGCUAGUUCCUGAGUUCCUUGUCUAGACACGCUGUGAUGGGGAUAGAAAGACGGUGGCGACAUUUAACGGAAUGAAGAAAGUGGGAAUAUCCGGCAAAGCGUGUGUGUGUGUGUGUGUGUGUGUGUGUGUGUGUGUGUGUGUGUGUGU
Molecule: messenger RNA, 3866 nt
Organism: Pleuronectes platessa (European plaice)
Lineage: Eukaryota; Metazoa; Chordata; Actinopteri; Pleuronectiformes; Pleuronectidae
Gene: stxbp5l
Product: syntaxin binding protein 5L
Exons: 27
Coding region: 1-3540 (1179 amino acids)
Biological process (GO): regulation of exocytosis; regulation of protein secretion
Cellular component (GO): cytoplasm; SNARE complex; plasma membrane
Molecular function (GO): syntaxin binding; GTPase activator activity; myosin II binding
Source: RefSeq, a predicted model, not a curated record